AUGCCGACUCCAUCAACCUGCUGUGGAAAGAGCGGCCAAGGCUGCGUCUGUGCAUCCCAAGCCAAGUGCUCAUGCGGAGAGAAGUCUGCCCUUCAUUGCAGCUGUGAUAAGGCCGCCACUGAAAACGAAGUUGUUGGACCUCGCUGCUCAUGCCGCGCACGUCCAGCAGGAGCUUGCACUUGCGAUCGUGCUUCAACCGAGAACACUACUCCUAGCGGCUCUCUCUGUUCAUGUGGUUCCAGACCUGCUGAUGCCUGCACUUGCGAGAAGGCAUCAGACGGAGGUCUUCUCCCCACCGAGACUGACUUCACAACCUCUCACUAG
Cadophora gregata is the source of this 324-nucleotide messenger RNA. RefSeq lists its product as uncharacterized. Bases 1 to 324 code for a protein of 107 amino acids. The transcript is spliced from 4 exons. The record is from RefSeq and is a predicted model, not a curated record. NCBI's taxonomy places the organism in Eukaryota, Fungi, Ascomycota, Leotiomycetes, Helotiales, Ploettnerulaceae.